This is a messenger RNA of Gasterosteus aculeatus aculeatus (three-spined stickleback), 4075 nucleotides long. RefSeq lists its product as uncharacterized. The record is from RefSeq and is a predicted model, not a curated record. Gene Ontology annotation, biological process: regulation of translational fidelity. Gene Ontology annotation, molecular function: nucleotidyltransferase activity; tRNA binding; double-stranded RNA binding. Lineage: Eukaryota; Metazoa; Chordata; Actinopteri; Perciformes; Gasterosteidae. Gene Ontology annotation, cellular component: membrane; cytoplasm.
GUCAUUGUCAUCAUCUUUCUGAUCUUUAUGUUAUCAUUAUUAUUCCUCAAGAGGGGAGGAAGAAGGGCUUCUAUUGUGUAAGGUGAGGGAAAGUGACCUGUGAGGUCACGGGUAGUGUUGGUGAAUUUCAAGGAACUCCUCCUAUGGGCAAGGAGAGGCUUUUAAUGCCAAAGUGCCUUAAGAAGAACCACUCGAGUUCAUCUGCCAGAGUGUCACUCACCAGUGGAACGGCUUUUCAACAGAGACAUGAUGACAACACCAGACGGAUUUCCAGCCAGUUUCUAUGGCGAACCAGGAGUCUUGGGAAUAUUAUCUAAUGGGAUCAGUGCAUUCCUCGUACUUCUACAAAACUUCAAUACAGCACACACUGGUAUUGCACCAGUCGGGGUGGAGAACAUACUUGCAGGUGUUCAUCUCAUCCUCAUUGGUGGUUUAUGCCAAAUGGUGGCCGGAUUGCUUUCCUUUAGAAAGUACGACCAUCUGAGUGCCACUGCCUUCAUUGGGUAUGCUGCUCUUUGGAGCAGUUUUGGUGCCACCCGAAUCUUCUUUGGGGCCUUAACUGUAACUCCUAUAACAACAUCUGUGCCACAACAGAUGAGCAAUUUGUCGCUGUCCACCAACAUGUUCAGUAACAUAUCUCUGAACGCCACCACUGAGAUCCCAGUUUGUUAUUUAUACAUGUCCUUAAAAGAAUCAGCCAUUGCUGGUCUGGUCCCCUUCAUUCUUUUGUCCUUUAUCCUUGCGUUUUGCUCUGCCACAGUAAACUACAUCAUGCCUUUUGUUUUCGGAGCCAUUACUGCCACAUUAGUUUUUGAAGCAGUGGGUAUGGUAUCAAGUUCCUGGGCUCUCGUGGUCUCUGGGGUUCUGGAGUUGCUCAUUUUGAUUUUCGCCAUCUAUGGUUCAGCUGUACUGCUCAUCAAAGGCUUGACUCAACGUCUAGCCCUCAAAGGCUUCGGUACCCCCCUCUUUAAUGUUCUCCUCCUAGGGACCGGCAACUCAGGAAAGGCCCAGAACCUUGGCCAAGAGAAGAAGAAAAACACAAAAUAUGCAGAGCCCAUGGCCUUGGGUUUCUUCUGUGACACAGUUGCCCCCUUCAUCUUUGCUUUCUACAGCUUUGGGUACAUGAAAUCCUUUGGUUUAGGAGCCGCAUGGAUCUCAAUCAUCACAGUUGCCCAGCUGUUCUCCAGCUAUUAUGCCCAUCUGCGCCAAGACUGCUACCACACAACUAAGUUUGGUCUUCAUGCAACAUAUUGGCUGAUCAAGGCUUGGGAUGAGUUUGUGGUAUCUGCUCUGGUUUUGGAGGACACUAUUGUAAUCUCGGGAAGGGCAAUGAUGGUGGGAGAUUGGUUCUUUGUGAUGGCAGGCGUGGUGCUGUGUGUGGCAGGCCUCAACACAGAUGUCCUGGAGCUCAUCCACAACAUGCUGUUUGUCCUGCUCACAGUCGCCACAAUCCCUCAGAUUCCUCUCAAGGGAUACUACAUCUUUUUUGGUAUAGCAUGCUCCCUCUUCACAGCAGUCUCCCUGUAUGGUACUUUUGCCCGUCUUAUAAACAGCAUAGCAGAGAAGGCUCUAAUCCGCGUAGGACCACAGCCCAUCUCUUCUGACCAGUUGAAGAAGGCUUUGAACUGCUACAGGGCCGAAAAGGGAGACCAGGAGUCGCUUCCCCAAAUGGACCAGGCCUCAGACGCUCUAUUCUACCUUUUAAAUGGAGUUGCAGCCUUCUCAGCUCUCACUAUAAAUUCAGCGACCACAAAUCCCACCUUCCUUCAUCUGACUGUCCCUUGGGUCUUAAUUUCUGGAGGCAUCAUCCAGGCCUACGUCAGCCGUCUGCAAGUGACAGGAACUGGUCGGUUCGGGUCGGUCAUCGCAUCCAUCUAUGUAGCAGUAUGGGCAACCUGGACCUGGUUUAGGUUUGCAGCUGACUUGCUUCAGUUUUCGAGACAUGCGGCUUAUGCUUUCACAGCAGGAGCCAUUGCUCUUCUGGUCAUUAAUGCUUUCCUCAUGCUGAUUGCUGCCUUCAGGAACCUAGUUUUGCUGUUUCUAACAACAGUCAUGGAGGUUGUUCUGGUGUGUUUGCUGCUGUCCACUCUGCAUCGACUGCCCCUUGGACUAGAAAUUGCCAUGCUUGUACUACUCACAGCAAUUUGUAUAUAUGGAGCUCUGGCAUCACUGGUGAACUGCAUCUUCUCCCAGAGGCUGCUACCUAUGGGCCCUCCUCUAAUAAAGGCGGAAGCGAAGGAGGAGUCUGCUGCAGAACUGCCCUGCCCUGUUCACCAUUCCCGAAUCACCAGUGGUCUCCUGAAGAUUGCUGGCACUCUGGAGGCAGGCGGAGUGUGUGGUAUUCCUACGGACACUGUGUAUGCCCUGGCUGCCUCCUGCAAGAACCCUCAAGCUAUAGAAAAAAUCUACAAUAUUAAAGACCGACCAGCCGAGAAGCCCAUCUGCAUUUGCAUCGCUAAUGUGGAGCAGCUGGUGACAGCCAAGCCUCCCUUCAGCCUUUUGUUGUGGGAGUUUAUGAGGAAUGUUUAUCCAGGAGGCAUCAGCUGCAUUGUCAGCAAAGGAGACUGGCUACUCAGACUAGGAGUGGGACCAGCUUAUGAUCGUGUCGGCACCAAGGACAGCAUCAUGAUCCGUGUCCCUGACCACACUGUGACGUGCCACCUGUGUGACAUCACGGGGCCCCUUGCUAUUACUUCGGCGAACCCCAGCGGAGAGCCAGACAGCACUCACCACACCAUGGUCAUCAAUCGACUGGGGCACAAGAUUCAAGGGGUUCUGUGUGAUGGAGACUCUAAUGAAGUUGUUGCUUCCACCGUGGUCAACUGCCUGAAGAUUGAUGAAGGGACCAUCGCCAUUCUGAGAGAAGGCUGUGUCCCUGCCGAAAAAGUCAGACAGAUAUUUGAAAGAGUGAAAAGCACCAUGGUGUGAUUGUUCAGUGCCUAAUUUCACUCUCUCAGAGAGCCUCUUCGUUCUAUACAAGAACAGCAACAUCUCAGAGACGCUUUAGAGUGUGUGAGAGUGAAUGUGUAUGUAUUGCUGAUAUUGUGGAUGUGCAUAAAUGUAGAUGUCUUGGCAAAUGCAAUGAAAUAAGCUGUUGGUGGACACCUGAGACACGAAGAACCUCUGCUGGGCUACCACAAAAUAAUGAAAAUAAAGUGUUUAAGCUGUAUUGUUUAAGAGAGAAAUCAACAAAGGACCCUGUUUUCAAGCUCACUUUGCAAAGAAGGAAUUUGACUAAUGUAUAAAGUGUGUGUGCCAAAUUAUUAAUAUAAAUAUCAAAUUAUCAAAAAUUGUAUUUUCAAUUGAUUCAUUGUUUUUUAUAGCAUUUCUCACUCUAUUCAAUAGCUCACAAUUUUAAAGUGACAGGAAAGAAAUGGAGCAAGACGGGGUAAAUGAAAUGCAAGUAAGGCCCCCAGCUGGAAUUGAAACUGGGACGUAGCAAGCAGUUAGAACAUAUGGUGGACAAUUCAUAAAGUGUACAUCCAUUAAUGGCUCAAUGAAUUGCACAUCACUUGCAAUUUCUUUUUGUCCCAUCACUAGGUAAAAGAAACAUGUUGCACAAUUGUUUGACCCUCAAAUUACACAGAACUCCGGAAAGAUAUAUUGUAUGUGAAGAACAUUGUGAAGUUAAUUCUGAAAUAAUCCGUAAAGACAAACAGUUCUUUGAGUGGUGUUCAGUAGCUGCAGUCUGUGUGUAACAGGCAACAUGUCUGGUUUAAAUGAGUUCAGAGUAGACGUGCCUUUAUUGUGUCCCUUUGGAGAAGUUUUUGGUCGCACCAUAUGAAUCUUAUUUUUGUAUUGCAAUAAAAAUCAAAAUCCACUUGAAGAAGCAAUUUAAAAUAACAAUGGCGUGUGGUGUCAUUAACUUCAGUAGUUGAGGUGAGCACAUGAGUGGAAAGACACUUUGCAAUGUUGUUUAAUGUGAAAACAAACCAGGACCAUUAACUAAACUCAAAAUGGUUGUCUAAGGAAGGAGAAAGACUGAUAUGUUAACGGCAGAAUUUAAGAAACCUGAAAAGAGUAUGAAAGUAUCCUGAUGUGGAGUCAACCUGUUCAACACCUGUCCUGCACCCGU